Messenger RNA from Kogia breviceps (pygmy sperm whale), 750 nucleotides. RefSeq names its product RNA binding motif protein 8A (gene RBM8A). Gene Ontology annotation, cellular component: nucleus; cytoplasm; exon-exon junction complex. Gene Ontology annotation, biological process: RNA splicing. Lineage: Eukaryota; Metazoa; Chordata; Mammalia; Artiodactyla; Physeteridae. The record is from RefSeq and is a predicted model, not a curated record. Gene Ontology annotation, molecular function: mRNA binding.
UCCUGAGGAGCCAAGUGCUUGAGCGUCACAGGCAAGAGUUAGAGCUUAGGCAAGAUGGCGGACGUACUGGAUCUUCAUGAGGCCGGGGGCGAGGAUUUCGCCAUGGAUGAGGAUGGGGACGAGAGCAUCCACAAACUGAAAGAAAAAGCGAAGAAACGGAAGGGCCGUGGCUUUGGCUCCGAAGAGGGGUCUCGAGCGCGGAUGCGUGAGGAUUAUGACAGCGUGGAGCAGGAUGGCGAUGAACCCGGACCACAGCGCUCUGUUGAAGGUUGGAUUCUCUUUGUUACUGGAGUCCAUGAGGAAGCCACGGAAGAAGACAUCCAUGAUAAAUUUGCAGAGUAUGGAGAAAUAAAAAACAUCCACCUCAACCUGGACAGACGUACAGGAUAUCUAAAGGGUUAUACUCUAGUUGAGUAUGAAACAUACAAGGAGGCCCAAGCUGCUAUGGAGGGACUCAAUGGCCAGGAUUUGAUGGGACAGCCAAUCAGUGUAGACUGGUGUUUUGUUCGGGGUCCACCCAAGGGCAAGAGGAGAGGUGGCCGCAGACGCAGCAGGAGUCCAGACCGGAGGCGUCGCUGACCCAUCCUCUGUUGUCCAGGUGUUCUCUCCAGAGAUUCCAUUUGACUAUGAAGCCUUGCAGAAAUAGGGCUGGGGUGGAACUCACUGUGUCUGUACUUAAUCUCUUACCCUACCUGCUCAGUGUUUCUUUUGAGUUAUGAAUAAAUGUCCAAUUUUUGUUUUCUAAAAUUA